Molecule: messenger RNA, 3315 nt
Organism: Trichoderma asperellum CBS 433.97
Lineage: Eukaryota; Fungi; Ascomycota; Sordariomycetes; Hypocreales; Hypocreaceae
Source: RefSeq, a predicted model, not a curated record
AUGAAGGUCACGCUGGGCUUUGCCGCAGCCUUUGUUGGCUGUGUUGCAGCUUCGCAGCCUAAUGCCGAUGUCUAUAUUUUGCCGAAUCGCGAAUCCUCGUCGCCGCCGUCCGUCUCCAGCAACGUCGCCCGACUGAUUGCAUUACAACGACUUUCCUCCGGUCGAAGCAUUUCCGUCAAUGAAAUCCCGAAAGACGCUGAUGUCGAAAACGUGGCCUCGUUGCUUAUCGAAUUUGGGAAGCCGAUCCCUUCGAUAUUCGAUGAAGCCGCCGAUGAGCCCAACCAGCUGAUUAUUGCGAUAAAGGGAAUGACAGAGGAACAAAUCAGGGAUACAAGAGAAAAGCUGAACGUGCAGCCUGCAUUCACUAUCCCGGACGUCCCUUCUGUUGAUCCACUACAAUGGAUCACGGAUUUCAACCCUGCCGACUAUCAUGGCGCGGCGAACCCCCAGAAGUGCUCUUUUGAUGAAAUAAUUAAUCCCCUCGAUGAGCGAUGCUGGGCCGGAAGGACUAUGUUUGCCGAAUAUGAUAUUCAAAAGGGACCGCAGACCUUGGGCGAUGUGAUCCAUAGCUUCUCUCGACUCGACUCUCUUGCCAAGAUUGGCGAGAUGCAAACUACUUUGUUCCUCCUCCCAGAUGUCAGCGGCCAUUCGGGCUCAAAGCAAGGGACCGGCCAGCAACAGGAGCUUCGUCGCCGCCAGGCAGAGAGGGUGCUCAAUUCAUUUCACAAGGCAGCCCAUGUGGAACAGACCUCGCCAGCACCUAACAAUAUCCUCAGAACCCCCUCAAAGGCUAUUCCCGCUUGCUUCGACUCUCUGGAUAGCUGCGUCACAGGCACUGGAAAUUGCUCGCACCAGGGACAAUGCCUAAACAAGUAUGGAUCUGCGGAUGCUGGUGGUUCAACUUGUUUUGCAUGCCACUGCCUUAGCACCAGGACAGGCGAAGAUGGCGCCCUAACUCAUUGGGCAGGACCUACAUGCGCUAAGAAAGAUAUAAGCGUUCCGUUCUGGUUGUUUGCUGGCUUCACUUUGCUUAUGCUGGGAAUAUUGUCACUCUCUGUCACAAUGCUUUACAAUGUGGGCGACGAGAAGCUGCCAGGUGUCAUUGGGGCUGGAGUUUCUAACUCAAGAGCCGAGCGGCCAAAGCUGCCUACGGCCAAAUGGGGAGCUGCCUGUGCGCCGUGUGCCACCGCAAAGGCGAAAUGUAUUCGAUCCAACGACACGCCCGGAGCAAAGUGUGACAGGUGUGAGAGACUUUUGAAGGAGUGCACGAACCAGAUUCAUCGCCCGCGCAAGAAAAGACAGUCCAAACCCUCCCGAACAGCGCAGAUCGAAGAGCGGCUCAACGGCCUGGUUAGUCUUCUGAAAGCGUCUGGAGAGCUUUCCGGAACUCAACCUGACCCACCCUCGCGAGACGACACCAACGAAGACCGCAGGACUGAAGGCUCAUCUGAUGGCCCGUCCCCGCUCUCAAGCCCGUCGAGUGCCAUUCCCAGCAUCACCAACCAGGCCAAUACUUGGAUUAUAGAUCCGUCGUACAACUCAUUCACGCCGAAAUCAUGCAUCUGCCACCCAGACACUCUGGACGCGCCGCCGCCUCCGGAGCCGGACGAGGUUCUUCUCGAUUUCUACCGGAAGAAUCUCCAACCCGUCCACCCCUUCGUCAUAGUCCCGCCCAAUAUCACCGCAGCUGUUUUGGCGGUAAGGAGACCGUUCCUAAUGGCAGCUAUCCGAAUGGUUAGCUCGUUUCGAAGCAUACGAUCGAUGAGAGCGCAGAUGUAUCACCUGAUGAAGCACCUCGCAGAUUACAUGCUUGUGCGCUCGGAAAAGUCCCUGGAUCUGUUAUUAGGGAUCAUAGUCAUGCUUGGAUAUCAGCAAUAUCACUGUUGCCUCCACGGACAGCUGAACAACCUGAUUACUCUAGCCAGCAGCUUGAUUGGUGACAUGGGCUUGAAUAGGCCUCCAGGAUUAAACGAGCGAACCCGUUUGAUGGUUGUACGUCCACCAGAGGUGAAUGGCCGUAGUAACGAAGAGAGGCGAGCAUUUGCAGGGGCAUGGUACUGGGCAUCCGUAAUUUCGAUGAAUUUUCAAAGAGUUGAACCGAUGAGAUACAACAGCUACCUUUCAGACUGUGUGCAACAUUUACAAGAGCACUCGGAAUACGAAAGCGAUAUUUCUCUAGUUUACCUUGUCAAGAUACAGAGAUUGACGGAUCGCAUCGCCGAAUUCAACUCCGAAGACAGGGCUACUGAGGAAACCUCUCCAGUGCCUUCUGCUCCUGUCUCGGCCUACAUUUUGGCGUUCCAAAACGAACUCAACCAAAUUCGCGACUCCAUGCCUAAACAUCUGAAGGAAGACAGUUACCUUCGCCUGUAUGAGCCGCCUGUUGUCGACAAAAAUCUGAUCCGUUCACUAUCCAAGUCGCUUUCUUCUGUGUCCAUGGCUAUGGAUUCGCCACUCGACAAAAUCUACCGAUCAAGUGCCGUUCUUACAACAUGGUUCAACUCCUGGCUUGCUCUCCCCAUCUCCACCUAUUAUUUUCAAACCACGGCAGUCGGUUCACAUCUCGUCUACGCUCUUGUUAUGCUAGCUCGCUGGGCAAGGUUAUCGACUCCAAGAGCCAUGUUCGAAGGCAGGACACCAAUGCCAGACGACCCGAGCGCAAAUAACCCAAAUCUUGCUUUAUAUAACUCUGACAUGGCCAAUGUGCAGUGCGAAUCUGGCAUGGCAUCAGGCAAGACCGAUGCACCUCCUGAACGUUUGCCUGUGCGUCCCGAUUUAGAAGAUUCUGACCUUGCGGCUGCUGUGGCCGUAUUACGAACGCAGCUACAAACACAGCCUGGCCUAAUGAUCAACAUCCCCGAGAUCCUCUCAGCGAUAUGUAACCGCUUUGAACAUGCCAACGCAACCUUCCAAUUAUGCUCGGUAGACACAGAAAGAGUCAACAAAAAUAUUUGGAUGAUGACUGCUCUGAAAGUUCGCAUCACAAGAGCCAAGCUGGAGAAAUGGGCAGAACUAGUGGCUGAAGGAGGAGAAAGCCUUGGUCAAGAUGAUCGAACAGACGGAGAUCAAAGAAUGGCAGAAUGGCAAGCAGUGAUGCAUAUACCGCAAACGGAAUGCACGGGCCUAGACGAUCUAGGAAUUUUAGCGACUGAGUAUCAACAGCAGCCCCAAGCAGAAAGUAAUUCAUGGGGGCAUGCGACAAACAUUCCGUGGACUACCGAUUUACUUUCUGGUUUUGAUCCAAGUAGCUUGUUUGAUGGAUAUCUGGAUUGGAAUUCAGUUGGCAUGAAUGCUACACCUCCUUUGGAAAGAUGA